GGCUCAAAAUGGUGGCUAACAUGCUGAUAAUCGGAUAGAUUUUCAAUAAUAUCCUUGAUAUCUCUACAGUAUGCUACCAUUUCAACAUCUGCCAACGAUGAACUUUAUAAUUGAUGACAAUGAUAUUCCAGAAGACGAUGUCAUUCUCUAUUCUGUACUAUACUCGAGUGUCACUGUUGUUUUUGCUAUGGCAGUGUUGUCAAAGUUUUUGACAAACGAAUUUCGUUUUGGAUUCCGUUCUGUUUUGAGUUUAGCUGUUCUUUUCCUUGGGGAACCAUUAUGUCAGUUCUUUGUGAAAGGACCUGUGGGUGUUGGAUGCUUUGCAUUUGGAUGCUUGCUUAUAUAUUCUAUCUUGCCAGCCAGUCACUUGCCAGCAGCUGACAAAGCAGUUCUUAUCACAGGAUGUGACUCUGGAUUUGGUCUUGCUCUGGUGAAGAAGUUAGACAGCAUAGGUAUGAGAGUGUUUGCUGGAUGUCUUGAUAAAGAUGGUACUGGUGCUGCAGCCAUUAGAAAUAACUGUUCAAACAGGGUACAUAUAUUACAACUAGAUGUAACAAAUGAAAAAGAAAUCUCCGCAGCUGUUCAUGUUGUCACUAGCCAAGUAGGGGAACAAGGUCUAUGGGGUUUGGUGAAUAAUGCUGGUAUAUGGUAUUUCUCGGAGCUUGAGAUGAUGUCAGAAACAAUCAUAAAGAAGAUAAUAGAUGUUAACCUAUUUGGUGCUAUAAGAAUGACAAAAUCACUGCUACCACUUAUACGCCAAGCUAAGGGAAGAAUUAUAAAUGUUUCAAGUGUUCUAGGAAGAAUCUCAAUGGAGGGUCAUGGUGCUUAUGGUAUAUCUAAACAUGGGCUUGUAGCAUUUUCUGAUACACUUAGACAAGAAAUGAAGAAAUGGAAUGUUAAAGUCUCAAUAAUAGAGCCUACAGGAUAUUCCACAAAUAAUAAUCAUAGCCAUUCACUGCGAUACAAGAGGGAGGAGAUAUGGGAUACAUUAGACGAGGAAGGUAGAAAAACAUACGGGAGGGAAUAUUUAGACGAGGUUUAUAAUAGUUUGUUUGACACGCUUCACCGCUUCCCAGAUGACUUGACGCCUGUGAUUCGUGCCAUGAGAAGCAGUUUACUUUCAAAACGACCAAGGGAGCGAUACCCAUGUGGAGCAGGUGCUGAUAUCAUUACAUACAUUCAUUGUCUGGUUCCCGUGUGGUUAGCAGAUAAAGUAUCGUCAAGUUUCGGUUUAAUGUCAAAAACUGCGAAACCGGCACAACUCCAGGAGCUAUGAACAAGAAUGUUAUAGGAACGUUUUAGUUAGUUAUUUUUAGCUUAAGAAAAUGAGCGCUUAGUUGAAUUAGCUAGUGGAAUCUAAGUCAGUUUAUAUGUCAAGCUAAAAUGAUUAUUUAUUUGUAAAGAUAAGCUAGAUGUUGUAAAAUUUUGAGCUCAAGUGUUUCAUCAUUGGGAGUCUUGUAUAAAGUAUCCAAUUUUAAGCCAAAAUGUCAAGAUGUCAUUGAUCAGAAAUCUUAAUGUAUUUGUCACUAUUUUCAAGUUUUAAUUUGAAUUGCACAUGUUGCAAGAUGUAGGGGUUUUAUUUGAAUUGAUCAUAAACGCAUAGGAGGAAAGAAAUAUUAUUGUUGUAAACUAUAAUUCUGUUAUCAUAGGAUGUAAACAGAAACUUUUCCACAUUGUUUAUUAUUUCAAUAGGUGUAUAGUAUAUUAUUGGUAUAUAUAUUGCUAAGAGCCAUAUUAUUGUUUGAAAAUUUUGAGAUUAUUAAUUAGUUUUGUUGCUUUUAUGCACACUAUAAUGCAUAUGCUAGUUUUAGCAACAUACUUUUGCUUUUUUUUCUAAAUAAAUAAUGUUUAUUUUCACCCUUUUUUAUACACAGAUCCUGUUAUCUCCACAAACUGUAAAAUGUUUUUGAUUUUGUUUAAGAUUAUAAUUAUUAGCAUUUUGUUAACUAUGUUAUCGAUUACUUUUCUCUUUAUUUUUAAUAAAAAGCGAAAGUUUGCUAAUUGGCAUAAAAAUGUGCUUUGAGAUACAAAAGUGCUAAUAUAAUCACAGUGUUUUUUCUGAUAUAUAAAAUAUAAGAUUUUGGCAUAACUGUCUCAAGGAUUUUUUCAGAUUCUCUGUUUGAUACAUUGUAGUUAUGAAUUUCCUUAACAAAAACAAAUUUUUCUUGUGACAGUAAGCACAAUUUCCAGAGUUUUCAGUAAAUUAAAUUUGAAGAAGUGCAUUGUGUAAAUGAGAUGUCAUGCAUAUUGAAUAUAUUUCAGAGACAGCUGAAACAUAAAAAUGAUGUUUAAUGAUAAGUUUCUUUAUGGUGAUUGUCAUUCUAUUUGGUUCUUGAAAAUACUAGCUUUCAUGUUUUUGCCUUAAAAGUCUUAAGUAACAUGUUUCUCUAUAGAAAUAGUGGUUUCAACAGUUACAGAAGUUAAGUGCAGUAGCAGUUUCAGACACCUGCAUAUAUUUGUUUGGUUACAGCUGUUUUAAGAAUAACAGGGUUUUAGCUCAGGUAGAUUUAUUUUGGCAUAAAAAUCUGACAUAGUUUGUGUUUUUGGUAUGUUUUAGCCUAGAAAUCUCAAUACCCAAUCAUUACAAAAUUCAGUGUAGUCAGUAAAGAGAGGUGCAGGAAGUGUGACAAUGUUCACAUUUAAAUUAAAAUUUAUUUAAUUUUCAAAUGAAAUUUAUUCAUUUGAAUUUAUAAUAUUAUCCCAUUGAGAUAAUAAAAAAAACUAAGGAAAUCCCCUUAUCUUUUCAUGUUUAUUUUCAGUCUCAUGGGUAAUUCACUUCUUUAUUUAAACUUCUUUUGACAUCGUUUUAAAAAAAUAAUUAAUAGGGUCGUUUUUCACUCUUUGAUUUUUAGCUCACCUGUCAUAAAGUGACAGGAUGAGCUUUUGUGAUCGCUUUUCGUCCGGCGUCCGUCCGUCCGUCCGUAAACUUUUACUUUAAAUGACAUCUCCUCAUAAACCACUGAGCCAAUUUCAUCCAAACUUCACAGGAAUGUUCCUUUGGUGGUCACCUUUAAAAAUUGUUCAAAGAAUUUAAUUCCAUGCAGAACUCUGGUUGCCAUGGCAACCAAAAGGAAAAACUUUAAAUAUCUUCUUUUAAAAAACCAUAAGAGCUAGAGCUUAGAUAUUUGGCAUGAAACAUCUUCUAGUGAGUGUCUACCAAGUUUGUUCAAAUAAAAGCCCUGGGGUCAAAAUUGGCCCCGCCCCGGGGGGUCAUUGAUUUUCCCUAUAUGCAUAUAGUAAAAACUUAAAAAAUCUUCUUUUAAAGAACCCAAAGAGCUAGAGCUAAGAUAUUUAGCAUGAAACAUGUUCUAAUGGGUGUCUACCAAGUUUGUUCAAAUUAAAGCCCUGGGGUCAAAAUUGGCCCCGCCCCUGGGGGUUAUUGAUUUUCCCUAUAUGCAUAUAGUAAAAACUUAAAAAAUCUUCUUUUAAAGAACUCAAAGAGCUAUGGCUAAGAUAUUGAGCAUCAAACAUGUUCUAAUAAGUGUCUACCAAGUUUGUUCAAAUAAAAGCCCUGGGGUCAAAAUUGGCCCCGCCCCAGGGGGUCAUUGAUUUUCCCUAUAUGCAUAUAGUAAAAACUUAAAAAAUCUUCUUUUAAAGAACCAAAAGAGUUAGAGCUAAGAUAUUUAGCAUGAAACAUGUUCUAAUAAGUCUCUACCAAGUUUGUUCAAAUAAAAGCCCUGGGGUCAAUAUUGGCCCCGCCCCGGGGGGUCAUUGAUUUUCCUUAUAUGCAUAUAGUAAAAACUUAAAAAAUCAUCUUUUAAAGAACUCAAAUAGCUAUGGCUAAGAUAUUUAGCAUGAAACAUGUUCUAAUGGGUGUCUACCAAGUUUGUUCAAAUAAAAGCCCUGGGUUCAAAAUUGGCACCGCCCUGGGGGUAAUUGAUUUUCCUUAUAUGUGUAUAGCAAAAACUUAAAAAAUCUUCUUUGAAAAAACCCAAAUAGCUAGAGUUAAGAUAUUAAGCAUGAAACAUCUUUUAGUGAGUGUCUACAAAGUUUGUUCAAAUAAAAGACCUGGGGUCAAAAUUGGCCCCGCCCCGGGGGUCAUUGAUUUUCUUUAUAUGUGUAUAGCAAAAACUUAAAAUCUUCUUUGAAAAAACCCAAAUAGCUAGAGUUUAGAUAUUAAGCAUGAAACAUCUUCUAGUAAGUGUCUACAAAGUUUGUUUAAAUAAAAGCCCUGGGGUCAAAAUUGGCCCGGCCCCAGGGGUGUCAUUGUUUUUAACUAUAUGUGUAUAGUAAAACCUUAAAAAAAAUCUUCUUAUAAAAAGCCCAAUGAGCUAGAGCUUAGAUGUUUAGCAUGAAACAUCUUCUUAUGGGUGUCUACCAAGUUUGUGCAAAUAAAAGCCCUUGGGUUAAAUUGGCCCUGCAACGUUGGGGGGGGGGUGGUUGGGGGGGCCUAUAUACAGGUGAGCGACAUCAGGGCCAUCAUGGCCCUCUUGUUACAUUACCGAUUUUUCACAGAAGUUCAUAAAAGAAAAUUUUAUAGAGUAAAUUCAUGUACAUUAUAAAAGCUACUACCUGUGUUACACUUUGCCAAAUAGAGGUACAAUUUUAUCAAAAAUAAUGGUUCAAAUAGAAAAAUUGGAACUUAAAAACAAUGUAAAAUUAAAAAAAUCAAAAAGUUAGUAAUUUAUGGUGUCUUCACAGCCAUGGGGACACUCAAAUAACUUUGAUAAAGAUCUGUUAUCAACCUGGUAUUAAAUUUCUGUUUGAUUUUUUAUAUAAUAGAUUUGAGAAUAUUCUUAAUACAUUAUUGUCAACUAUAAAAGGCUUGGUGUCAUAAUCUCUGUUUUAAUAGAACAAAAUUGUUGUGUUUAGUUGAUUUACAUUCUUAAUUAUUAUAAUAAACCAGUGAGUGAGUAAAAAUGCACCUUUCUGUUAAACAGAUCAAUUUAUUUGCUACAUGUUUUGAUUUUGAUUUGUACAUCAACGCUUCCUAGUAAGUGUCUGUUGUACUUGAUUAUCUCUUUUAUAAUCAGUUGUUAAAUGUCACAAUAUUCCAAUAUUUUGACCAAGUGUUAAUAACAAAAACACUGAAAGUAAUCGAAUAAUAAUUGAAUAACUAUAUCUGUGUUACUAUUUUGUUCACAAGCCUGAUUUCAGUGGUUUCAUUUUGUGUAAGGAUGGAGGUGGGGGAGUUUCAUUAUCUCACUUUAACACUUUGUAUGAAAAGAAUUUGUCAAAUUAAGUGUUACAGUGCUAUAAACUUGUUCAUAAUUACGUAUUCACAUAGAAAUAUAAACUUGAUAUUUUCCCUUAUAAUUACUGUAAUGGAUAAGUUAUCUUCCUAUAUGUUAUCUUUUCCCUUAUUACGUAAUAUACUUAUAAUGACUGAUACUGUUAAAUCAUUCUUUAAACAUUAAAAGAGCAUAUAUUGUUUUUAAUUUACCAAACAUUUUUCAUUGAUAAAUCCUGUAAGU
Molecule: messenger RNA, 5414 nt
Organism: Ruditapes philippinarum (Manila clam)
Lineage: Eukaryota; Metazoa; Mollusca; Bivalvia; Venerida; Veneridae
Product: retinol dehydrogenase 7-like
Exons: 6
Coding region: 71-1276 (401 amino acids)
Molecular function (GO): oxidoreductase activity
Source: RefSeq, a predicted model, not a curated record